GCGACUUUGAAGGGUAAAUGUUUGAUGGACAUGUGAAAUGCUUAGCUGAGGAUAUAUCUAUGUCUACCAUUUAUACCUUGAGGGCCAUCUUGACCCAAAAGUAAUGCAGUGAAUCAGGAUAACGAACGACAGAAGCAUAGCACUCUACCAUGUCUAUCACGGUCUAUUUAAAGAAGAUAUCUAACUUGUCUGGGAAAUAUGACAGGAAAGUGGAAUUGUCUUUUAGAGGUUUUACUCACAAAACAAGAAUUCUACAGUGUGAGAAUAUUGCCAUCUUCAAUGAGCACUUCAGAUGGCCUCACUAUGGGAAGGUUGAGCGAGAUGAAGUGCUGUUUAUCAGUGUGUACAACUGCAGUAAGGUGUUCAGCAACAGAUUGCUGGGAAAGCUGGUGAUCAGCCUGCAGCAUGUAGUGUCUGUUGGACAACUGCUCCUCCGUGAGCCCCUAACAGACAUUCAGCACAGCCUUACUGAUAUCUACAUAGAGCUGGAGGUGAAGUACAACCCUCUUCAAGGAGCUGCUGGGGGGUGGGACAGUGAAGACUUCCUUAGAGAAGAGCACAAUGAUAACUCAGAACUUGUCAUCAGGAAUUCUGGUUUCAUGGAUGUUAGCGCUUCAGAUGGUCUGCGUCCUCAACAGCUGGAUCGUGAGACCAGGCAGAUUGGUCGCAGCCUAUUGAAAACUGAUGACGAAAACGGAGAGGAAGAUGAUGAUAAUGAAUAUGAUGAUGAUUAUGACUUUGCAGAUAUUGAAUGUCCCAAUGUGACAUUCACUCCCAUUUUGAGUCGUUGCAGGGCUUUGGCAAAGCACGAGCUUGCUAUCACACCCAAGGUGAAGUCUUUCCAGGUGAAUGUAAAUGUGAUUGAAGCACAGAAACUAGUUGGAGUAAACAUCAACCCAGCAGUAUAUGUGAAUAUUGGAGAUGAGAAAAGGCACACAGCUACUCAGAAAUCUACCAACUGUCCAUUUUACAAUGAGAACUUCAUGUUUGAAUUCCAAGAGACACAAGAUGUGCUUUUUGAUAAAGUGAUUGAGAUUUCUGUUUUUCAUAAAAAAGUGCUUGCCUUUUUGAUGACCCACAUUGGAACUUUCAAGAUUGACAUCAGCACCGUUUAUCAACAGCAAGAUCACCGCUUCUACCAGAAAUGGGCUCCCCUCACUGACCCAAAAGACACACGCUCUGGAAUUAAAGGCUAUGUGAAGUGUACAGUAAGUGUGGUGAUGAAAGGGGACCCUAUGGGCAUGGCCAGCCUGGCACCAGCUGGCAGCCAGAAUGAUGACAUUGAAAAGAACCUUCUCCUGCCAAAAAGGAUGCCAUCAGAACGUCCUUGGGCAAAGUUUGUCCUAAAGAUCUACAAAGCCGAGGGUCUUCCCAGCAUGAACUCUGGCUUCAUGGGGAACUUCUCAAAGAUGAUGAAAGACAAGAAGGUCUUCCUUGACCCUUAUGUCCAGGUCACAUUUGCCGGCCAGCAGGGAGAAACAUCAGUAGAAAGCAGCACCAAUACUCCCGAGUGGAAUGAACAGAUAUCCUUCAUCGAGCAGUUUCCUCCUCUUGCUCGACGAAUCAAAAUCCAGAUCCUUGAUGAUGCCAACAUUGUGGAUGUAGCUGUGGCAACACAUUUCUUGGACCUUCUUCAGAUAUCUAACCCCAACCGAAACGGUUUCAACCCUACCUUUGGGCCAGCAUGGAUAAAUCUGUAUGGCUCUCCUCAAAACUCCACACUGAGGGAUAUCCACAGACAUCUUAAUGAAGGACUGAGUGGAGGGAUCUUCUACAGGGGCAGAAUCCUGCUCUCGCUAACUGUCGAGGUUUAUAGCUCUCCCACAGCUGUGGUGACAGAGAGUAAGACCAUUGCUAAUGUGAAGAGCACAAUCGGCAGGCUUACUCUCAAACGCAUGAGCCGAAAGUCCAAGGAGAAGAAGAGGACAGACAAAGACGCAGUGCAGACUCACAGUGGACCUGCGGCGGAAUCUGAGGACAUCGGCACUGAGGUACCAGCUGCGGUCACAGUAGAAGUGGAAGAUGUUCACCCAAUUCCUGAGAAUUUCACAGGAGAGAAGGAGGAAUUUUUGUUGUUUGCCUCUUUCUUUGAGGUGACAAUGAUAGAUCCUUCAAUUGGCUCUAAGCCUGUCACCUUUGAGCUCUCUAUAGGGAAUUAUGGGAAAACUGCAGAAGUGCUGGUAAAGUCAAGCAAGAUUGGAAGUCAGGAGAACUUGGCUGAGGACAGAGAGCCUCUGUUAGAAUCAGAGGAUGAGUUGGAGAGACAAGAGAUCCUGAACCCAGGCCCUCAAAACAAAUCUGUGACUGCUCCCAGAAGACCACAGGCCACUGAAUAUGACAGAUCAUUUAGUUGCAUUCCUCUCCUCCGGGAGAAACCAUGCAUCUACGUGUGGAGCAACUUUGAAGAUCACACCUUCCGAUUCCACAACAGCAACUGGUUGUCCAAGAUGGCCGAUAGGCUGGAAUAUGGCAUUGAUGAGGUGGAGAUAUUGUUGAAAAGACCAAAAAGCAAAGCUAAAGAACGUUUAAUGGAUGUCGUCAUGGAAUUAUUUUCCACUUGCAAGCAGUACAGCACAAACUUAGAGAGAAAGAGGAAUACUCGCCAAAACCCCCUGGACAAGUGCCGUGUAGGGCUUAUCAAAAGGAACAUAGUCUUGCUGGCGAAGCAGGCCAUAAGAGUGAGAAAAAGAGUUACCCGAAAUACAGUAAAAGACAGACUAGCAGACCUCAAAAAUAUUGUAAAGAGACUCCACUUUCUGGCACAAGAGCCUCAGAGCACUCUGCCCGAUGUGUUUUUGUGGAUGUUGAGUGGAGGAAAGCGAGUAGCUUACGCCAGGAUCCCAGCACACUCCAUUCUCUUCUCAUUAGUGGAGGAGGAAAAGGGAAAAGACUGCGGCAACAUCGCAACUGUGUACAUGAAGACCCCUGGAGGACCAGUGGGGGAAAUCUUUGCCAAACUGGAAGUCUAUAUGUGGCUUGGUAUCACAAAGUAUGCAAAAAACAGUGUCACGAGCCUUCCAGCAGAGUUUAGACCCAUUUACGAGGAGGCGACAUCUGGUGUAUCGAUUCCCCGUAACAUGCCUCCCACCAAAUUAGCAGUGGAAGACAGUCGAUAUUUCCAGCUGCGAGCUCACAUUUAUCAAGCCCGUGGCAUCAUUGCAGCUGAUGACAACGGACUGUCCGACCCCUUUGCCAAUGUUGUGUUCUCCACUCAGUGUCAGGUCACUAAAGUGAUGGAAGAAACUCUGUCUCCCACCUGGUGUGAGUUACUGCUGUAUGAUCAGGUUCUGAUGGAGGGCUGUAAGGAGGACUUUAGGGAAGAUCCUCCUGUGGUCAUCAUUAAUAUCUAUGACUAUAACAAACUUGGCAGUCCACAAGCCCUUGGCCGUGCAUUUGGGAAGCCAGAGCUCAAGUUUGUGGAAGAACCAUAUAAAAAACCCCAGCUGCAGUUUUUUGAGAUCACAAAAGGCAAGAGCAAAGCUGGUGAAAUCCUGGCUGCUUUGGAGCUAAUCGAAUUGGAUUACUCAAGCUUUGGAGAGCCAGCUGUACCUUUAGACGUUGACCCCAAGGAGCCACGAUACCUUGAAGAAGAGCGCCGAUACAUCAUUCCAGAAGGAGUUCGACCUGUGCUUAGAAAAUACAGAAUAGAGGUGCUGUACUGGGGCCUAAGGGACCUGAAGAGGGUCAACCUGUUUGAAGUGGAGCGGCCUCAAGUGAAGAUAGAGUGUGCGGGCCAAAUGAUAGAGUCGGAGGAAAUUCAGAGCUACAAGUUGAACCCCAACUUCAGUGAUGUGGUUAAACACUUUGAUGUUGAGCUUCCGGAGCUUGUCUACCUGCAUCCUCCUCUCACUAUCUUUGUGAUGGAGCAGAGGGCGUUUGGGAGACUGGUUUUGGUAGGAACUCACGUGGUCCAAAGCCUGGUGCAGUUUGGUCCCAGAGACCAAGAGGAGUGGAAGGACAUAGAGGAGGAGCCAGAGGAGAAAAAACCUCCCAAAAAGACUACUCCUCUAACCACGGUGAUCACCAUGGAUUUGGGAGGACUUCCCUUGAAAGAUACCAAAAUUCCAAUCAAGGCUCUUAACUUAAUCACGGCUCCACUAAAAAAGGUGACAAAAAAUGAGGAGGAGUUAGAGGAGGAGGAGCCAGAAAAGGAGGAGCUUGAUUGGUGGUCUAAAUAUUAUGCAUCUUUGUCUGAACUUGAAAAACAGGAGGAGAAAGAUGAUGACAUGGAAGAUGCACAUGAUGGAGAUGGAGGGCCCCUGACCAUGUCGGCCAUAGAGGCAGAGGAGGAUGAGACUGCGAUUGAAAUAGAGUCUCCUGCUCCAAAGAGGAAGACGAUUGCCACCUUAAAGCUUUACAAGUCUGAGCUUGAAAAUGAAUUCAGUCAGUUCAUGGAUUGGUUGCACAUAUUUCCUGUGUACAAAGGCAAAUCCAGCCUGGAGGAUGAAGAGGAAGAUGAAAGUACGAGAUAUAUGGGGAAAUAUAAGGGAUCGUUUCUAAUAUACCCAAUUGCUCCUGAAGAUGAGGAUGCAGACUGUCAGAUCACUAAUGGACUUCCCAAAAAUACACCCAUCAAAGUCCUUGUGAGGGUGUAUGUAGUAAAAGCAACCAACCUAGCACCCACAGACCCUAAUGGAAAGGCAGACCCCUAUGUUGUGGUGAAAGUUGGCCAUCAGCAAAUGGACAGCAAAGAACGCUACAUUCCCAAACAACUCAACCCAGUGUUUGGAGAAGUGUUUGAGCUGACUGUAUCCUUCCCUCUGGAGACAGAGCUCACACUGUAUGUGUUUGAUCAUGACCUGGUGGGCUCUGAUGACUUGAUUGGAGAGACCCGCGUGGACCUGGAGAACCGUUUCUACAGCCGCCACCGCGCCGGGUGUGGCCUGGCCCUUCAUUAUGACAAGGAUGGCUAUAAUAAAUGGAGAGAUGCCAAGAAACCCACUGCAAUUUUAUUGGAGCUCUGCCGUAAAAAUGGGAUUCCUUCUCCAGAGUAUCGGGAGUCUGAAAUUAAAGUUCUCAACAGGAUCUUCAAAAUUCCCAAUGAAGCUUUUCCAGAAGAGUUGCUUAAGAAGAAUAAGAAGACAGAGGACGACUAUGCAGAGCUGGAUGAGCACAAAGCUCUGAGUGUUCUCCAGAGUUGGGGGGAGAUGAGGGAGUUUUGUGAAGGAGCAUAUCCUCUGGUACUCGAACAUGUGGAGGUCCGCUCACUGCUUAAUACGGAGAAACCAGGCCUUCCUCAGGGCUACGUUCACAUGUGGAUUGACAUGUUCCCUGUGGAUGUACCUCCACCAGCACCUAUUAAUAUCAAGCCUAGACUUCCAGAGAGUUAUGAGCUGCGUUUGAUCAUCUGGAACACUGAUGAUGUCGUACUGGAUGAUGUCAAUCCAUUUACUGGAGAACCAUCAAGUGAUAUUUACGUUAAAGGCUGGAUUAAAGGUCUGGAUGGUGAGAAACAGGAGACAGACGUGCACUUUAAUUCCCUAACCGGAGAGGGCAACUUCAACUGGCGCUUUGUUUUCCACUUUGACUAUCUGCCCACGGAGAAAGAGAUCAUCUAUAAGAAGAAGGAGUCCCUGUUUGCCAUUGAGGAGACUGAGUUUCGCCAGCCAGCCGUUCUGGUACUGCAGGUCUGGGAUUAUGACCGCAUCGGCUCCAAUGAUUUCUUGGGUUCAAUAGAGUUGCGUCUCAAUGAUAUGGUUCGUUCAGCAAAGACAUCAGGGCAAUGCUGUGUAAAGAUGGCCAAAGACAAGGCUGGCCCUCGCUUCUCCAUCUUCCGCAGCAAGAGGAUGAGGGGCUGGUGGCCGCUCAUUAAACUCAAGAGCCAGGAGGACAUUGAGAGAGAGGAGAGAGAGGCAGAACAAGAGAAGAAAAACAAGAAGAAGAAGAAAAAGAAAUCAAGCAAGCGUAGCCAGAUGAAACCAGAAGAUCUGCAAUUUGUAGACAGUAGUGGGAACACCUUCCUCUUAAUGGGGAAAGUAGAGGCCGAGUUCCACCUAGUGACAGCUGAGGAAGCUGAGAAGAACCCUGUGGGUAUAGCACGCAAGGAACCUGAACCACUGGACAAACCAAACCGUCCCAAGACAUCCUUCAACUGGUUUGUGAACCCCAUGAAGACCUUUGUGUUUUUCAUAUGGAAGAAAUACAAGAAGUACAUAAUUGCUUUGAUCAUUCUGGUUCUUCUGGGAGUCUUCCUCUUCCUCAUCCUCUACACCUUGCCUUCACAAAUCAGCCAACUUAUUGUCAAUGGAUGAGGAGAUGGUAAUGCAGAUAAAUGCUGACAAAAAUGCCCUUCAAGGGAUAGUUCACCCAAAAAUUUAAAUUCUCUCAUCAUAUGCCAUCUCUCACCCUUAUGCCAUCCAGAGAAAUCCUAAAGAUUUUUAGAGGAAUAUCUCAGGUCUGUAGGUCCAUGAAAUGCAAAAUAACAGGGUCCAAAACCUUUAAGCUAAAAAAAGCACAUAAAGGCAGCUUAAAAGGAAUCCAUAUGACCCAAGUGGUUAAAGCUAUAUUCAGAAGUGAUAUGAUAUAGAUGUGUGAGAAACAAAUCAAUAUUUAAGAAGUUUUUUUACUAUAAAUCUCCACUUUCAAACAGCCCACCUAAGCGUACUUCUCUAUUAAGAGUUCUUUUUGCUGAUUUGCAUUCUUUGUGCAUACCGCCACCUACUGGGCAGGGAGGAGCAUUUACAGUUAAAAAUGACAGAAAUAUUGAUGUUUCUCAACCACACCUGACAUAUUUGCUUAUGAAAACAUGUCUUUAACAGCUGGAGUCAUAUGGAUUACUUUUAUGAUGCCUUUAUGUGCUUUUUGGAGCUCUAAAAAAAAACACUUAAUCAACAUUUAUUUUCAUCAAGAGACUACACAUGUGAAUUUUGUAUAUAUUUUUUGCUUGAUAGCUGACAAUUAGCAUGUGGUACUAACCUAAAAAAAAAAAUUCCUUAAGGAUGAGUAAAUGAUGACCAAAUUUAUAUUUUUGGGUGACCCAAUGGAAUUGAAUGGAAAAUACAUAAUAAUAACUUAAUUAUAACAUAAUAAUAAGACUUAAAGUAUACAAGUAAUUGUCUGACAACAAAUUCAAUGAUGUAAUAUGAUCAUGUAAUUCCCAAUCAUGCUGCUGAUUUUUAUUAUAUUCAUUUUGAUAUAGUUUUUAACAUUUUCUGGGAUUGUAUUGUUAACUGGAAUAUAGUCAUUCUGUUGUAGAUAUUAAAGAUUGUUUAGGAAAACCUUGUCAGUUGUUUUUA
Xyrauchen texanus (razorback sucker) is the source of this 7235-nucleotide messenger RNA. RefSeq names its product fer-1 like family member 4 (gene fer1l4). The record is from RefSeq and is a predicted model, not a curated record. The transcript has 46 exons. Bases 150 to 6251 code for a protein of 2033 amino acids. Lineage: Eukaryota; Metazoa; Chordata; Actinopteri; Cypriniformes; Catostomidae. Gene Ontology annotation, biological process: plasma membrane organization. Gene Ontology annotation, cellular component: membrane.